This is a messenger RNA of Funneliformis geosporum, 1821 nucleotides long. NCBI's taxonomy places the organism in Eukaryota, Fungi, Glomeromycota, Glomeromycetes, Glomerales, Glomeraceae. The record is from the annotation of a GenBank genome assembly.
AUGGCACGCAGAAACGCUUCAGCCGCUACAAGGAAACCAGUAGUUCCAUACCCUGAGGAUAAUAGUGUUGGACCAAUGUUACGUUAUCAAAAAUCGCUUCCAAAGCUUCCUGUUCCUGCUCUAAAAGAUACACUUGAGAAAUAUCUUAAAUCCGUUCGACCUUUUGUAAACUCCGAGGAAUUUGCAAAGACGGAAGCUGCUGUAAUAGAAUUUCAAAAGCCCGGUGGGGUUGGUGAAGAAUUGCAAAAAAGAUUGAUGUCAAAGGCUAACAAUCCCAGUACGAUUAAUUGGUUAGAGGAUUGGUGGAAUGAAGUUGCUUAUUUUGGCUACAGAGAUCCGAUCGUCGUUUUUGUGAGUUAUUUUUUUGCUUAUAAAGACGAUAUACUUAGGAGAAACCCUGCCACGCGUGCUGCCGCAAUUGUGACAGCAGCUUUAGAAUUUCGAAAACAAGUUGUCAAUCAACAAUUAGAACCUGAAUAUGUAAAAGGAAUUCCACUUUGCAUGGAUUCGUACAAAUUCAUGUUUAAUGCUUGCCGGUAUCCAUCCAAACCAUCAGACUAUGAAAUGACCUUUGAUCCGGCGACUAAUAAUCAUAUCACGGUUAUUCGUAAAAACAAAUUUUUUAUUCUUGAUUUAAUCAAGGAUGGAGUUCAGUUGUCGACUGCAGAAAUUGAAAGUCAACUCAAAAAGAUUUACGAAUUAGCUGGUGAAAAGAAAGAUCCUCCAAUAGGAGCUCUUACUACUGAAAAUCGAGAUACUUGGACAGAAUAUCGCAAAAUGUUCUUGGCUGCGAAUCAUAAACAUGAGCAAUUAUUAAAGAAAAUUGAAAGUUCAGCCUUCGUCCUUUGUUUGGAUGAUUCAUCACCAAUCACGGUUGAUGAUAUAAGCCAUGCAUGUUGGGUCGGAGAUGGACGCAACCGUUAUUUUGACAAAUCACUUCAAUUUAUUGUGUUCGAGAAUGGGAAGGCCGGAUUUAACGGGGAGCAUUCUUCUAUGGAUGGUACUCCAACGUGUAGAUUGAAUGAAUUUGUUUGUGACAUAAUUGCAAAUAAUAAAGUUGAUUAUGGAUCUCCAAAUGUUCGUUCUAAUCUUCCGGUUCCGGAGCAACUUCAUUUUAACUUGACCGGUGGAAUUCUUUCAGCUAUUUCAAAAUCCGAGAAAAAUUUUGAUGAUCUGAUCGCCAAACAUGACCUUCGUGUUUUAGCAUAUGAAGGAUAUGGAAAAAAUGGUAUCAAAAAACUUGGAGUUUCGCCAGAUGCUUACGUACAAAUGCUUAUCCAAUUAGCUUAUUAUAAAAUGUAUGGUAUCAAUAGGGCAACUUAUGAAAGUGCCCAAACUAGGAAAUUUCAGCACGGUAGAACUGAAGUGUGUAGAACAGUGUCUGUUGACUCUGUGAAUUGGGUCAAGGCUAUGGAGGAUCCACAAGUUUCGAUUGAGUCUAAGGCUGAAUUGGGACGCAAGGCAAUUGAUGCUCAUGUCAGAUAUAUGUCAGAGUCUGUAGAGGGUAAAGGCUGUGAUAGACAUUUAUUCGGACUUCGUAUGUCUUUGAAGCCCGAUGAGCAGAAACCGGCAAUUUUCACGGAUCCUGCUUUUGCAAAGUCGUCUCAUUGGAAUCUGUCAACUUCACAAUUGUCAUCAGAAAAUUUUCAAGGUUAUGGCAUAGCUUAUAUGAUCAAUAAUGAUUUUUUAAAUUUCAAUAUUGUUUCCAUGAGACUAAAUAAUGAUGUUAUGUGGCAUUAUCUUAAAGAAUCAGCCACUGAAAUGCGUCAAGUAUUUGAAAAGGCGAAAGUAAAGUCGGAGCAAGUUAAAGCCAAAUUAUAA